UUCACAUAGCCAGUACUUGAUAAAAAUAGCUUCAGACACCACUGUUCAUACUCCGCACUUGCAACAGUCAUACGCUUACGUUUUAACUUCACAAUGGCUGGAUUUGCGGAUACACUCUAUGCGGCCAUACCGCCGAUUCCGACUCGGACCGUACUCACAUGUUUAGUAUGGUAUAUGGUGUCCUCAAUUACGUCUCAACUUUCAAAAGUAAUCUUGUUAAGAUCACCAUACCCAUUAUUUCUCAGCCUGUGUCAAUUCUUGAUUGGUGCUGCUCUAUCCUUUUUGUUGAUAGCCUUUUCUCAACACUUCCCAGCUAUUGCUGCACAAUAUCUUCCUCGUGGAAGUGUUCCAGUAGAUGCACCUGAACGGCCCAUAUUUACAAAGGGGAUGUUUUUACAAAUCCUCCCCUUGGGAGUUUUCCAGUUUGUGGGAAAGUUCUUUCUGUUGAAUGCCACAUCGUUGAUUUCUCUUGCAGCAGUCUCCAGUAUCAAGGCCCUUUCUCCUCUCAUGGUUGUUGCAGGUUAUCGGGUGUUUUAUGGGGUAAAGCUUCCACUGGUAACCUAUCUUCUGCUUACUCCGUUGGUCCUCGGGGUUGUUUUAAUGAUAGCUCUGGAUUCCAUUCAUAAGAGAUCUGCUGACCCAAUUGAUCAGGUAGACUUGGCCAAUACUAAUACAGAAGGUAAAGCUGACUCCUUAGAUUCUCGUUAUGAAUUGCAUGAAAUUGUUAGCCAGUUCAUAUAUUCACUUGAUUUUAACCAAAUCAAGGGAUUAACAUGCUGUCUUUUAAGUGCUGUGGUGUUUGCCGGUCAAAACAUCUACUCAAAACAAUUGGUAACUUGGGAUGCAACUCCAAACACACACCCAGCAUCUCUUGUACUUAGUACCACCAUUUCUAGACCAGGUACUCCAUUGGAAAAUGGCAAGAGUCCUUAUGAACUUCAGUUCAAUCACUCUCAACAACAAUUACAUGCCUCUUAUCCCUCUCAACCAUAUUACAACAGUCCCACAGAUAAAAAGAUGAGACAAAGAACUAAUUCAAUUAGAUUACCAUAUUCCUCGUCAGAUCUUCAAUUAGAUGAUAAGUUCCAAAAAGUUGAACUACAACAUAUGCCAUAUAGUCAAGCAGUUCAACAAAAUAAUCAAAUGUUAGGGACGAAAUCCGGGAAACCCGAUAAAAUGACGAUUAUCCUCUACAUUUCAAUCAUUGGGUUCAUAUGUUCCUUUGGUGGGUUUCUUACUAAUGAGUUACCUCAGAUUAGAAGAGGUUUCAAUUUGACUGAGAUUGAGCAAAUCUCAACAAAUGAUACUACUAUUUAUACUUCAACUGAAGCAAUUAGUGUGGUAAUUUUAGUAUUUCUUGAUUCAUUAUCCCAUUUUGCUCAAACAUUACUUGCAUUCCAUUUACUUGGACUGAUCCCAGCACUUUCAUAUUCAGUAGCUUCAAUGAUGAAAAGAAUUGUGCUCAUUACGGUUAGUAUCUUAUUGGCAAUUGGCGUUCAACAUGAUGCUACUAGUUCAUGGUUGGGUAGAAUUACAACUGAACAGGCUUUUGGGUUGAUUCUAAUUGCAUUCGGAUUGUAUUGUUACGAUAAAUGGGGGUCGACUGCUCUUAAGGGUCUGAGUAUGCAUAAAUAGAGAAGAAAAGUAGCAAAAAAUUUAUAGUUAAUAGGAAAAUUAUUCUAUAA
Molecule: messenger RNA, 1685 nt
Organism: [Candida] anglica
Lineage: Eukaryota; Fungi; Ascomycota; Pichiomycetes; Serinales; Debaryomycetaceae
Source: the annotation of a GenBank genome assembly